Messenger RNA from Schistocerca serialis cubense, 885 nucleotides. RefSeq names its product brachyurin-like. Gene Ontology annotation, molecular function: serine-type endopeptidase activity. Gene Ontology annotation, biological process: proteolysis. The transcript has 7 exons. The record is from RefSeq and is a predicted model, not a curated record. NCBI's taxonomy places the organism in Eukaryota, Metazoa, Arthropoda, Insecta, Orthoptera, Acrididae. Bases 1 to 885 code for a protein of 294 amino acids.
AUGAAACUCCUGUUGGCGUGCGUUCUCCUGUCAGUGGCGGUGGCGCAGGGAGACCCCCAGCGCUAUGUGCGUCGCUUCCCCUCGGGCAGGGCGAGGCGGCCUAUGGACACCGUGGUCCUCAGACCGUCAGGCAGUCACCAAGUUGACACGAAGCCGUCCGGAGGGGGACGCAUCAUCGGCGGCGUCGAGGCGAGCCUCGGCCAGUUCCCGUGGCAGGCGGCGGUGCGGCUGGACGGCUCCGCCUUCUGCGGCGGCUCGCUCAUCACGGAGAACUGCGUCCUCACCGCGGCCCACUGCGCCUACGGGACAACGUCGUUCACGAUAAGUCUGGGCACAUUGUCGUCCGCUGAAAACCCAGAGGGAGCGCUGACGCAGACUUCGACGGACGCAGUCGUCCACCCGGACUACUGGACGGACGGCAGCACCACGGACAACGACGUCGCUGUCGUUCACCUGUCGGAAAUGGUUACGCUUACUGACACAAUCAAGACUGUGAGGCUGGCGUCGCAGGUGGACAAGACUUACAAUGACUGGACAGCAACCCUUAGCGGCUGGGGCAAGGUGUCUGACGAGUCACAAACCGUGAGCCCUACGCUGAUGUACGUAGACCUGGUCGUCAUCCCUAAUGAAGACUGUGAGGAGGCCUUUCCUGGAGCCAUCAGCAUCGACCACAUUUGCACAAGGGGUGCCACCAAUGAAAGUCCUUGUAAUGGCGACAGCGGCGGCCCUCUGGUAGUACUAGAGGAAGACGGCGAAAUCACGCAAGUGGGCGUGGUGUCUUUUGGUUCUGACUACGGCUGUUCACUUGGGUACCCAGGAGCCUACGCGCGCGUCACCACCUACAUCGACUGGAUCAACGAGAACUCAGUGCACGCUGGGCGCUGA